Molecule: messenger RNA, 5157 nt
Organism: Monodelphis domestica (gray short-tailed opossum)
Lineage: Eukaryota; Metazoa; Chordata; Mammalia; Didelphimorphia; Didelphidae
Gene: HS6ST2
Product: heparan sulfate 6-O-sulfotransferase 2
Cellular component (GO): membrane
Molecular function (GO): heparan sulfate 6-sulfotransferase activity
Source: RefSeq, a predicted model, not a curated record
GCGGAGCUUGGGAGGAGGCCGGGAGGCGAAGUGCAGGCAAGAGCUAAGUGAGCAGGGGAGGAGCUCGGGCCGACGUGAGGGGGGCGGGCCGGCCGACGGGAGAAAGUGGGGCGGGCUCCUGCUCUCGGCUAGUGGUUCCCAGUGUUGUGGUGGAGUGAGGGAGAGGAGAGAGGAGAGAGGAGAGAGGAGAGGAGUGAGGAGAGGAGAGAGAGAGAGGGAGGGCGAGGAGCAGGACGAGCAGGAGAGCGCGCUGCAGCGCUGAGCCUGCCGGGAAGGAAGGAAGCGGCUCGGCCGCGGCAGCGGCGAAGGUUGCACCGCACGCACCCCGGCGCCUGCCCCGGCUCCGGCUCCCACUGCCGUGCGCCAGCCAGCACGCUCCCCCGUUUCAUGGACGCGGCGGCCGGUCCUCGUUAGUGUGCCCCGCGCCCCGGCACUCCAAGCGCCCCGCAGCCCCCGCGCCUCUGGUGCCCCCGAUCUCCCAAGCCAGGGCGCCAGCCCUCCCGUCCCGCGCCGCCCUCCGGGCGGACCAUGGAUGACAAAUCCAACAAGCUGCUCCUGGCCCUGGUGAUGCUGUUCCUGUUCGCCGUGAUCGUUGUGCAGUACGUCUGCCCCGGCACAGAAUGCCAGCUCCUCCGCCUGCAGGCGUUCGCCUCGUCCCAUGCUGACCCGUACCGCACCGAGGACGAAAGUCCGCCCCGCUUCGUAGCCCGUCUCAAUUUCACCGACGCCGAACUCCUGCGGAAGGUCGACUUCAACAUCAAGGGGGACGACCUCAUCGUCUUCCUGCACAUCCAGAAGACCGGGGGCACCACUUUCGGCCGCCAUCUGGUGCGCAACAUUCAGCUGGAGCAGCCGUGCGAGUGCAAAGCCGGCCAGAAGAAAUGCACUUGUCACCGGCCCGGCAAACGCGAGACCUGGCUCUUCUCCCGCUUCUCCACGGGCUGGAGCUGCGGCUUGCAUGCUGACUGGACCGAGCUCACCAACUGUGUGCCCUCCAUCGUGGACAGCAAGAAAGAAGCCAAGCUGCGACCUACCAGUUGUUGUAAGAGCAAGAAAGCUCACUGCGUCUGCAGAGACCCCAAAGGAGCCUAUCAGAGGCGAGGAACAAAGAAGAGAAGGAACUUUUACUAUAUCACCAUCCUUCGUGAUCCUGUAUCCCGGUAUUUGAGUGAAUGGAGACACGUUCAGAGAGGAGCAACAUGGAAAGCCUCUUUGCAUGUCUGUGAUGGAAGGUCUCCAACUAUUGAAGAGCUUCCCAGCUGUUACGCAGGGGAUGAUUGGUCUGGCUGUUCUCUUAAGGAGUUUAUGGACUGUCCCUACAAUUUGGCCAAUAAUCGCCAGGUCCGCAUGCUUUCUGAUCUGAGUUUAGUUGGCUGUUACAACCUGUCCGUGAUGCCAGAAGAGCAGAGAAACAAGGUUCUUCUAGACAGCGCCAAAGAGAACCUGAAAUGCAUGGCUUUCUUUGGGCUUACUGAGUUUCAAAGAAAGACUCAGUAUCUGUUUGAGAAAACCUUCAACAUGAACUUCAUCUCACCCUUUACACAGUAUAACAACACGAGAGCGUCCAGUGUGGAAAUAGAUCAGCAGACUCAAAAGCGGAUUGAAGCCCUCAACUUCUUAGACAUGGAAUUGUACGAGUAUGCAAAAGAUCUUUUCCUGCAAAGAUAUCAGUUUACAAGGCAGAAAGAUCAUCAGGAAGCCCGGCGGAAGCGUCAAGAACGGAAAAUUCUGAAGACCAGACAUGUUCACAAGCGCGAUCAAACUGACAAUGCAACUGCUGAUUACGUAGAAGAUGUCGAAAAAUGGCGAUAAUCAGGAAUGGAAACCUCGUCUUGAACCCCAAAGUAUCAACGAAGACAAAAUGAAUUUUAGAAAGUGAAACACUCCAAACAUAUUCUUUUUCCCUAAGUGGGGAAGCAAAAACCGUUCAAAUGUUGCCUCUGCAGAUGCCUUUCAAUUUCAUGUUAUACCAUGCGUGGGUAAAACAAUCUUAAAGUAUAAUUAAAUUUUGGACUACUUAUGAAAUCAAAAUGCCAAACCAGGCUCGCCAGAAAUUGAUGCUUAGAUAUUUCAAGAAGUCCUUAAAUUAGUUAUGGAUACAAAAUGAAAAGACAAAAUGUGACCCUUUAACUUCUGCCUAAGAAAUGGUUUUUAAAUUAUUCAUGAUGCAACUCAAUCUUGGACACAAACAUCUUUCCAGCGAUAAGCAUGAACAUCAGAACAGAACAAAUAAAUAAAAGGAAACAUCUUUUUUUAUUUUCUUUUGAAUUUUUUAAAAGACUAUUUGAAUAGAACACCAACUACCAGUGAUAUUUGCCAAACUAAAGAAAAUAUAAAAUUUCUCUAAAAAAAAGCAAUUUGACAGAUAUCAAUAUUGAUUUUUAAAAUCAAAAGAGCAGAAGACACAUGUAUUGUUACAUAAAGAAAUACUUAAAAGCCCAAAUGUUUUUACCUACGCUAUUAAAGACUUGAAAAUUUGGAUGUCUCUCAUACUUAAAAAAAAAGAUAAAAAAGACAAAAAAAAAAAAGAAGAGUAACAAGAAGAAAAAAAGAGUAACAACAACAAAACAAAUGCCAUUUCACUGAACUGAACACCAAUAUAAGGAACUGAUGGCUGGAAUUUUUCAGGGCAUUGUAAUUUCAAGCAUUCUGGAACGGUUUGAGCCCCAUUCCCCAUUCAGGAAAAGCUUCUUCAAAUUCUGUUUAUUUCUACCUGACCAACUAUCAUCCUUCAACAUUAAAUACAAGCUACUGUCUAUGGUUCAAGAUACUGGAUUCCAAUCAGGACUUUCAGUUGGUGAAAUUGUCAUAUUGCUGUGUAUGUAGUGCUGCCCUUUUCUCCAAGCUCAUGAAUAGGAAUCAGUUCAGAAUGGUGGCUGAUGUUUUUCAUUAUCAAGUGGAAGUGAAUUGAAACUUGAUCCAUUUACCAUCAGUGCAUUUUAUUGUAACGUGUCCAAUUGGACUAGUUAUUUCUUGAGUGUUUUGCAUAUUAGUAGGGUCCUGGUGGCUGAGCAGUGUGUCCAUCAUUCAAGAGCCAACUUAGCUGAGUUCGGAGAGGUUCAUCACCAGAGACUUGGCCACCUGGAGAUGAUUUUUUUCAGCCACAGUAACCCACCAAGAUGGGCUGCUAAGUCAUGGCAGGGUUAUGAUCUGUAUUGAUGAAGGAGUACCAGUGCUUUUGAAAUCAUGGAUCCUUGAAAUGAAGUCAUCCUUUUUAGCAGUUAUGGAUCAUAAAACUAAAAGGUGUUUUCAUGUGUAUGAGCAGAUCUGUACUUACAUAGUAGUAUUAAAGACUAUAUCUUUGGUACUUUGAGUAGCCUGAAAAGAAGUGUUCUGCAGCUGAGCUUAGAGUAAAUACAAAUCAAAGUUCUUGGAGAUCACAUGACUUGAUAAAAAUAAUUUGAUAGUAUAUAUUUCUGUUCAAGAAAAAAAAUGAAGAUAUUGGUGUGAACUGAGUGAGGUCUUAAGUUUUCCAUAUUAUCAAGUAUUUGUAAUUGCUGGAAUUUCCCAUGUUACAUGUUUUGAUACAUUUUUAAAAACUUUUGCUGGCUGACUAACCCUCUUGUUAUAGAUAUUAGAAAGUAACAGAAGGAGACUAGAAAUGAUAUCCAUAUCAUCAAGGGAGUGACUAUAGGGUAAUAAGACUGAGGGUUUACAACAAGGAGAUCAGAAUCUCUGAAUGAAUAUUGUCUUUCAGAAAAGGCCCCCUGAAAGGUGUGGGUAUUCACUAAUUCCAAAGAGGCUUGUCAGCACUAACAAUUUUCUUUUGGAUCACCUCAAUGGUGGCAAAUCAUUUGUCUUUGGAGGGUGAAGUUAAUUUUUGGAGGCAGCCAAAAGUCAUUGACAAUCAAGUCUAAGGAAUAAGACAAAUGAUCAUACUGGGAAAAAAUUAUUUCAAUGCCAAAAAAAAGUGUGACUUUAAAGCAGUAAGAUGGAUUUUCUCUUUCAAAAAGCAGUUCCUAAAGAGAAGUCCCAGAAAUAGGCUCAGCACUGACUGCUACAUAUGUGUAGCUUUCCAAGGGGGACUGCUUAGAGGGCAACACUCACUUGAUGCUAGGUGGUGUAGUGAAAAUAGCCCUGGAUUUGUAAUCAAAGUGCACGGAUUUGAAUUCCAGCUCUAUUUCCUAGCUAUGGGAGGCAGUAUUGCACAGUGGACAGACCACUGAUUCCAGGAUCAGAAGCUAAGCGUUUAAAUCUCACUUCUGAUGCCUGUUACCUGUGUGACCUUGGGCAAGUCACUUAACCUCCCUGAGCCUCAAUUUUCUCAUCUGGAAAACAAAGAGAUUGAGCAAGAUUAUUUCUGAGUCCCUUUUAGUUCAAGAUCUAUGAUCAUAUGAUCUGGGGAUUCUUCCCCUCUCUUGGCCUCAGUUUCCCCCUCUAUAAAAUAAAGGGGGUUGGAUGAGAUUAUCUCUGAGGUCCAUUUCAACUUUAAACUAUCUGAUUCAUUUGGUUGUGUAGGCUUGGGUCUAUUUAUUUCCACCAGUCUUGUUAUUUUAUGGUCACCAAGCGUCCACUUAUUGCUUGCGCUAUCUGUUUUCAUCAGUGAUAUUCUGUCAAAAAAUUGGACAAGAAACAGAAAAUGGGCUUUAAACUUCCUUUCUAUUGCUUUGUGCUUGUGUCAGCAUAGCUAAAAGGCUCUGUUAUGUGUGAUAUAGUAUUAAAGUCCCAAGAUGCUGAGAACCGACUGAAGGGAAGAGUGGACCAAAAUGGAACCCACUCCAAAAUCAAAUGAAGAUGUUCAAACGGUGGAGCAAACAUCACUUCCUAUGUGAUGAGGAUUUUCCCAUGAAGAUUCUUUACACCAGGACAGUGGUAUCUCACCUGUGUUAGAGUCUUUCUUGAAAAUGAAAAUGUUUGCUUUGAAAAUAUAGAGAGGCAAGGUCAUACCUGGGACAAAACUUGAGCCUGUUGCUAAGGAUGUGUAUUGUGUUAAUGCUGUGGUAUGCAUGGUUUAUAACAAUUUGAUAUGUUUUAUUUGUCUAGCCUGUUUAUUGUAUAUAUGGGGAUGUCUGAAUAUAAGGAUACAGGUUUAUCAUCAUCAUAGAAACCCUAUUGGUUUUCCUUGUAGACAUCCAUCCAGUUAUGUAGAUUUACAAACCAUUCCAAUGAUUUUGAUUGUGUAACGUAAUAAUAGAAGUGAAAUAAAAUUUAACUGCA